AAACGUCGACUCACUCUGAGUGACCGCAACGAAAAAGCCGAGGCGUUCAUAAAACCAAUGAACUAUUCAUUUAUCAUCAGUAUUGCUUGGGUUAUGAUUACGAACUGUUGUACUCGAUAGCGUACGCGGUCUUUCAUUCUUCAUCAAAACACAGACGAAAGAAGACGGAGAAAGAAAAAAUUAUUGUUUGUGAGAGAAAUAUAAUUGUGUAAAUUAAAAACUACCGUGUUUCCAGAAUAUCACACAAAACAUUCGAUAUGUUGUCCGACUUAUCUGAUCUUCCGGCAAUAAAAUUGUCAGACACCGAUUAUCUUCGCUUCGAUUUGGACGCGCUAUCGCCAUUCGGCCGUGAAGUUGCGAUCAAAGAGUUGCGCGAAACAACUGAAAUCAAAGAAAAGGCAAUUGAAGAAUUGAGAAAUCUAUUGCAACAGGACACCGAUUUGUAUAUUCCAAUCGACAAUGACGAAUGGAUUGUACGAUUUUUGCGCCCAUGCAAAUUUUACCCAGACAGCGCUAGGAAAUUGAUAAGAAACUAUUAUCAAUUCAAGGAAAAGCAUAAGGAUGUCUAUGAAGAUUUGAUGCCAUCAAGUGAAGCGAAUAUUUUCAAACAUAAUAUUUUGGUGGUGUUCCCAAAUCGUGAUCAAUUGGGCCGCCGAAUCUUGUUGUUGGAACUUGGAAAGCGCUGGAAGCACAAAGAAGUUUCGCUGGACGAAGUGUUCAAAGGAUGUGUAAUCUUUUUGGAAGCAGCAACCCUCGAACCGGAGACUCAAGUUCAUGGGGCGGUUGUAAUAUUUGACAUGAAUGGAUUGUCGUUGCAACAAACUUGGCAAUUCACACCUGCCUUUGCAAAGCGUAUUGUGGAUUGGCUACAAGAUAGUGUGCCACUCCGAAUAAAGGCAAUUCACAUUGUAAAUCAGCCCAAAAUCUUCCAAGUUGUCUUUGCCUUGUUCAAACCAUUUUUACGCGAAAAAUUACGUAAUCGCAUCUAUUUCCAUGGUUCGGAUUUGGCAUCGCUGCACAAACACAUGUCACCAAAGUGUUUACCAGCCGCAUAUGGUGGUCAUUCCGAAUAUCCGCGUGUCGAUGGCGAUCAAUGGUAUGAAAUGUUGCAGCAGUGCGAUCGUGAAUAUAAAGCCAUUAAUUCGUAUGGCUUGAAGAAAGUAAUCAAAGGCAAAAAAUGAAAAUAUAUGACAAAUAUAUAAUAAGGUUGAAUUAAGAGGUUACACAAACACACACAUUUACAAUUAUCAUAUCCCAACGGCAAAACGGAUUACUAGGUCUUUCUUUCUAUUUUAAUGCAACGGAAGCGGAAAUCCAGCAAACACAAACACACAAAAUACGUACAAUUCACUCUGUACACUUUUUUGGUUCUUUAUUUCAGUUCUACGCCCCACACUUUCGUUUUGUAAAUAAGUAAAAUAAAAUAUAUAGCAUAUGUAUAAAAGUUAACUUAAUGUGCAAAAGAGAAUUGUCCAACUAGAAAAGAAGCCGUGUCAUUUUGGCGCGGUUCUUUUGUUUUCAUUGUAUUUUUUUUUCGUUUGUCGUAGUUCAUUUUAUAAUUGUCAUUUUUGCUAACGAUGACUAAGUAUUUUAGUCGAUAUGAAUAUUGUGCGCUGAACGGAAUGAGGAAAAGAAAACAAAAAAAAA
Messenger RNA from Contarinia nasturtii (swede midge), 1647 nucleotides. Its product is annotated as alpha-tocopherol transfer protein-like. Gene Ontology annotation, molecular function: phosphatidylinositol bisphosphate binding. NCBI's taxonomy places the organism in Eukaryota, Metazoa, Arthropoda, Insecta, Diptera, Cecidomyiidae. The record is from RefSeq and is a predicted model, not a curated record. The coding region runs from base 258 to 1181 and encodes 307 amino acids. The transcript has 5 exons. Gene Ontology annotation, cellular component: membrane.